Molecule: messenger RNA, 1173 nt
Organism: Caenorhabditis remanei
Lineage: Eukaryota; Metazoa; Nematoda; Chromadorea; Rhabditida; Rhabditidae
Exons: 7
Coding region: 1-1173 (390 amino acids)
Biological process (GO): embryo development
Molecular function (GO): protein binding
Source: RefSeq, a predicted model, not a curated record
AUGGAUUUGUUCUUCUGGCUCUCCAAACUCUACGAAUUCAUCCGAUUCCGAUUCCACCGUUAUCCCAAAUUCCCACUUCUUCACCUACCGUAUCUUGCAAUAAAACAAGUUAUAGAAUCUAUGAGCGUUUCGGAAAGAAUAAAACUAUCUCAAACUUCGAAACGAAUGGCCACCUUUGUCAGAAUGAGACUUCCAUUCUAUUACGUUUUCAUAAGAGAUGCGUUAUCGGGUCUCUUUAUGAAAGAUCAGAAUGCUUUAUUAUAUUGUGGAAGGGAAAUCCACAAGUUCGCAGAAAAAUACGAGUGUUUGACCAGUUUGGACUACGAGGAGUGGCUGCCCAAAAACGCAUCAAACCUGAAGAAAACCGAGUUAUUAUUCCACCAAAUCCAGGACAUCUUUCCUUCCAAAUCAUUUGGUGUAUGUCUAUUUCUAUCCGAGAUAUUCGAAACUACAAUCGAGAAGAUUUUCGAAAUUCCCGCAUUUCAAAAGUGUGAUCGAAUUGUGCUCUACCAGGGGGGAAUUGCCUCGAUUCAUCUUGAUAAGAUAAUGAAAAUGGCCAAUGAUAAAAGAGAUAUCGUUAUAAGGUAUACAGUAGUGGCACAGGAUUAUCGACACGAAAUGGCCUUCAAAUUCCGUAAUAUAGAGUAUGACGACGCUCGUUGGGUGAGAGUAGAAUAUCUGUUCUCAAUGAAUAACUGCGAAAAUGUGAAGAUUGAGCAGUGUCGACUCAACUUGUUCGAUAUCAAUACACUUAUAAAAUACUGGAUUCUUUGUCAACGGGAUAUGUUCAAAAAUUUGACAAUUCGAUUUGAGAAGCAAGAUAUUGAAUUCGAUUGGAAUGUUGUGCUGAAGGAUGUUGCUGCCGAAAAAUUGGAUAAUUCUUCUUUUUUGAUGCCCGCGUCUAUAAUGACCUCGUCUUCCUAUGACUGGAUCGCGUAUGGGCAAGGUUUCGCCUCAGGACUUCUUGCAGUCGUUUCGACCGGUUACAUCGGAUAUUUGGCGACAAAAUAUAUCCAAAAGAAGAAAAGAGAUGUAAUGCUUGUCGAUUUGCACACGUCGAAUGUUGUGCUCCAAGGAGCUAGAGUGGUCAAUAAUCCAUCGAACAUGUACGCCCCCCUGAUGAUCACGGUUGCUUAUGAGCAACGUGGAGUUCUUCGUGAGGGUAAGGAAUAG